AUGGGAAUGCUUCGCACAAUUGCGGUCGGCGCCGCGUGCCUUACCCAAUUCGUGGCUGGGCUCGACGGAGGGAUACGGACUUCUAUGAAGCAGUUGGACCGUCGUGGCGAAGAAUCUGUUCUUGUCAAGAAAGACCUCCAGGACCUAUACCCGGCGCGCACCCUGAAGGUGCCGGUCGACCACUUCCACAAUGACACCCUCUAUGAGCCGCACUCGAACGAGACCUUCCCCCUAAGGUACUGGUUCGACGCCAGCCAUUACAAGAAGGGUGGCCCGGUCAUCGUUCUGCAGGGCGGUGAAACCAACGGCGCAGGUCGGCUUCCCUUCCUUCAAAAGGGCAUCGUCGCCAAGCUGGCUCAGGCCACUCAUGGGCUAGGCGUCAUCCUGGAGCAUCGCUACUACGGGGAGAGCUUUCCCACCCCCGACUUCAGCACCGAGAACCUCCGCUUCCUGACGACGGACCAGGCGCUGGCCGACAUGGCCUUCUUUGCCGAGCACGUCGUGUUCGAGGGGCUGGAGCAUCUGGACUUGACCUCGGCCAAGAACCCGUACAUCGCCUACGGGGGUUCGUAUGCUGGUGCAUUUGUCGCCUUCCUGCGGAAACUGUAUCCGGACGUCUACUGGGGCGCCAUCUCGUCGUCCGGCGUUCCCGAGGCUAUCUACGACUACUGGCAGUACUACGAGGCAGCUCGCAUCUACUCGCCUCAUGACUGCAUUCUUGCCACGCAGAAGUUGACACACGUGGUCGACAACAUCCUCCUCGGGACGACCGAUACAGAGUACGUGCAGCGCCUAAAGACCGCCUUUGGGCUGGGAAAUGUCACCCGUGACGACGAUUUCGCCUUCACCAUCUCGUACGGCAUCUCCGGUCUGCAGGGCCUUAACUGGGACCCUGCACUGAACGACACUGGGUACGGUUACUACUGCAACAACUUGACCGCCACGACAAACCUCUACCCGGAGCUUACCACCCUCGAGUCCGAGGCCCGGGAGCUCAUCGAAGUGGGUGGCUACGGGGAGGAGGCAGACACUCUCACCAACCAGCUCCUCAACUACAUCGGCUACGUCAACGUCACGGCGAUCCAGAACUGUGUCCAGUCCGGCAAACCCUCCCAAGACGCGUGCUUCACUAGCUAUAACUCGACCUACUACCAGCAGGACGACCUCAAGCAGGACUGGCGGUUAUGGGCGUACCAAUACUGUUUCGAAUGGGGCUACUUCCAAACCGGUUCCGGCGUGCCCGCAGACCAACUCCCACUGAUCUCGCGGCUUAUCGACCUCCCCUUCACCUCCAUCAUCUGCCGCGAAGCCUUCAACAUCACCUCCCCACCGCAGAUCGAGCGCAUCAACAAGCACGGCGGCGUGCACAUCAGCUACCCGCGCCUGGCGCACGUCGACGGCGAGCGCGACCCGUGGCGGUACGCCUCGCCGCACCGCAUCGGCCUGGCCGAGCGCGAGAGCACCGUCAGCGAGCCGUUUAUUUUGAUCGAGAAUGGUGUGCACCACUGGGAUGAGAAUGGCUUGUUUCCGAACGAGACGAGGCCGGGCUUGCCGCCGAAGCCGGUGGCGGAUGCGCAGGAGCAGGAGGUCCGGUUUGUGAAGGCGUGGUUGAGGGAGUGGAAGGACGAGCAUUGUAGGGGAGGGAAAUGCUGUCGUGUGUGA
Molecule: messenger RNA, 1662 nt
Organism: Chaetomium globosum CBS 148.51
Lineage: Eukaryota; Fungi; Ascomycota; Sordariomycetes; Sordariales; Chaetomiaceae
Exons: 3
Coding region: 1-1662 (553 amino acids)
Biological process (GO): proteolysis
Molecular function (GO): dipeptidyl-peptidase activity; serine-type exopeptidase activity
Source: RefSeq, a predicted model, not a curated record